Molecule: messenger RNA, 3477 nt
Organism: Monomorium pharaonis (pharaoh ant)
Lineage: Eukaryota; Metazoa; Arthropoda; Insecta; Hymenoptera; Formicidae
Gene: RanBPM
Product: ran-binding protein 9
Exons: 9
Coding region: 137-1915 (592 amino acids)
Biological process (GO): cell surface receptor signaling pathway; cytoskeleton organization
Cellular component (GO): cytoplasm
Molecular function (GO): protein binding
Source: RefSeq, a predicted model, not a curated record
AGCGGGGAGAAGCCGAGAGAGUUGCGCGUGCGACGUUGCGCAGCGGCAGGCAUAGGGCCAUACUCUCGCGUCCAGGAAUCGUGGAUAUUGCUGCUGCGGCACGACGGUGGCCAGAGCGGGGCGAGUGGGGCAGCGGAUGACAAUGAUGGCCGCCACCAGCGAUGAACGGAGUGUUAUGGAGCCUGGGAAAACGAAUUCGGGGCAGAGCCAGCCCGUGGAUCGGCUGAAGCUGCUCUAUCCGAUGGUGGACGAGGAGAAGACGCCGCUGCCGCGCUCCUGGAGCACCAAGGACAAGUACAGCUAUAUUGGCCUGUCGCAAAACAAUCUUCGCGUUCACUACAAAGAGAGUCGGGGCCGUCUUCGUUUUUCAGGUUACGGCAAAACCCACAAAGAUGCUGCCAGUGUUCGCACAACGCACUCGAUACCGGCUGCCUGCGGCCUGUACUACUUCGAGGUGAAAAUCGUGAGCAAGGGACGUGAUGGUUACAUGGGCAUCGGCCUCUCGGCUUCAGGUGUUAACGUAAAUAGACUUCCCGGUUGGGAUAAGCAUUCAUACGGCUACCACGGCGACGAUGGUCACAGUUUCUGCUCAAGUGGCACCGGACAACCCUACGGGCCAACCUUCACCACCGGCGACGUGAUCGGUUGCGGUGUAAAUCUCGUUGACAACACCGCCUUUUACACGAAGAAUGGCCAUCACUUGGGCAUCGCCUUCACGGACCUUCCUCCCAAUCUCUUUCCAACGGUCGGUCUGCAGACUCCAGGCGAGGUGGUGGAUGCAAACUUCGGACAGUUACCGUUUGUCUUCGACAUCGGGGACAUGAUCAACGAACUGCGCGUACGAACGAGAUUACAGAUCAUAAACUAUCCCACGCCAGACCACGGCCAGGGGCAGUGGCAGGCGAUUCUACACAGAAUGGUGUGUACGUAUCUCGUCCAUCACGGAUAUCUCGACAGCGCCGAGGCAUUUGCCAGCAGCACGGGUCAGGUGUUCGAGGAGGAUUAUAACUCUAUCAAAAAUCGACAGAGGGUUAUAAAGCUGAUAUUGUCUGGUCGUAUCGGCGAAGCGAUAGACACGACCAAUCGGUUAUACCCUGGUCUCCUCGACCGGGACCCGGACCUGCUGUUCGCGCUCAAGUGUCGCCAGUUCGUGGAAAUGGUGAACGGCAGCGAUUCGGAGGUCUGUCAAAACGGCAACCCCAAUCAGACCAGUGUGAUACAAUCGACCAAAGCGUACGCGAAGUCCGCAAAUCCGGCCGGUACCGUGGAAGAGAUGAAUAUCAAUAAUACGAUAAACGGCACCAGUCCACAAUUCGUCAACGGUCAGAUAGAGGAUGAUGUAGACAUGGAGGAAAAUAGUGUCACCGGUGUAAACGGUAUCAAGAAUAGUAACGGGUAUCAGAAUGGUAAUCUGGACUCGAAUGGGUACAAGUGUCAAAAUGGGGAGGAUGUAGAUAUGGAAAUCGACAACAGUGCCAAUCAGAGUCAGCAGCAGAGCAGUAAUAUCGCCGAUACAGUGACAUGUAAUAAAAAUAACAAGAAGCAAUUGUGCGGUGGUAACAAGCAGGCGAUCGAAAAAAUGUUGGAAUUCGGCAAACAAUUGUACUCACAGUCGGUGCAUCUGAGACAGCAGUACGGAAAGAACGAGAGUAAUAAGAAGAUGCUGCAGGAUGCUUUCAGUCUGUUAGCGUACUCUAAUCCGUGGAAUUCACCAGUUGGCUGGCAACUGAAUCCUCAAGAAAGAGAAACUGUCUGCGCGAGGUUGAACUCUGCUAUUCUUGAGUCUAGUAACUUAUCCCGACGACCGCCGUUGGAAGUUGCGACAUCACAUGCUAGAGAACUCGUUCGUCUGAUGUCGACUAAUGGCCUAGGGGCCUGCGGAUUUGCAGUAGUAGAUAAUAUUAUCCAAUAUUGACGGUGCCUACCUCUGCUGCCACGUCCACCUCUUCUACCAGUGCGAGUAUGGUAAAUAACGCGGAUUUUCCUUUUUAUCUAGGUAUGGAAACUCCAUACAAAGAAAGAUUAAGGAUGCAGAGGCGGAACGUGGAGCAGAUUGUUCUAUUAACGCAGCAACAUCGCGAUGUCGCGUGCCUCUUCAGCUAGAGCAGCCGGAUUCAUCGGUGCCUUGGCUCGAUCUCACACCACAGACACGAACAUGCAAGGUGAACGCUCAGACCUGCCAGCCAAAAUGACACCUCAUGAAUUUUUAGCUUAAAUCGGAUGGACGGUCACUUUGGAUAACUACUACUACGCCGACUAAGAACGAGAAGCGGCACGAUGCUGAUCCCCCGUUCCCGGUGGUCGAAUGCCCACAUAUUGUUGUGGCUGACCAUUCACAUUUUUUGACACUGUUGUGACUAUUUAUAUGAUUUUCUGUAUCCUUUUACCUUUUCCCCAUUUUUACUUUCUUUUGUUUUUGUAUCCGACGCCUUAGUUUACCUUUGUUUGCGAUCAUCCACUUGGAUGAUGUUUAUCGCGGCUAGCGCGUUACCUGAAUGUACGCGCGGCGAUGUCGGGGCGAAUAUUUAUCUCGCAGUUAUCUCAGCCGCGAUAACCGCGCAUCGUUAGCAUCCGCAAGCACUGUGCAAUAUGACGAUUCCACGAUGCGACACGAGAAUAACUAUUGUCGCGGUGAUGGAUGGAAGCAUAAUUGUUUCAUGCGAAAGUGGCACUUUUGCGAAGCUUCUGUAUCGUCAUACAAUUGAGAUUCUCGCGUUAGCUCGCGUAUCGCGCGCGACACAUCGGAGGGUAACGUGUAAUCAAAUUCAUUUGCAUUUAAAUGCGAGUAAAGGCAUAUUUAUUUAACAACAGAAAAUCAAUCAAAUAUCUCAUCUGAUUAGAAGUAGCCCAAAUUCGCUGUUAGUUACAGAGGGAAGGGAGUAAUAGAUGACGCACUGUUAUACAUUGCGCUCUGUUCACUUCGAAAAAGAAAGAAAAAAAUUGUACUAACCGAAUUAAUCUUCCGCAGACGUUAACACGAUUUUAUUUAAUUUUCAUUUAAUGCACCCUAACGAUAGAGAAUUUUUUUUCCCUUAAUAUUAUUUUAACGAAUUGGCGCGAAGAUUUCUCUUUGUAUCUUAAUUUUCGUAAUUUCUGGGAGCGGCGGAAGCAUAUUCAUUUUAGAGAUGAAUGAUGUCUUACGUUUAUAUAAAUAGUUGCGAAAAACAAAAUCUGUACACUUAACUAAGGAACGAUCUUGUACUCUAUAUUAAGUAAUUGUUUUUUAUAUGCGACAUAGUAUAUUAUAUUAUAUAUAUUAUUAAAGAAGAAGAAAAGAAAUCACAAAUAAGAAAAUCGUAUGCAGCUAGACGUAAGCGUGCGUUUAAAUACAAUAAUUUACCAUAUAUACAAAACAAAAAUCAUAUUAAUUAAAAUAGAAUUACUCGAAUUUAAAUGAUUUUUAGUGUUAUUGUUUUAUGUACUAUAGAUAGAGCUAUAAUAUGAAUAUGUGCGAAUACACAGCAGUGAUUUGGCCAA